Messenger RNA from Oryzias latipes (Japanese medaka), 2710 nucleotides. It is a transcript of the gene gfm1, whose product is annotated as G elongation factor, mitochondrial 1. Gene Ontology annotation, biological process: mitochondrial translational elongation. Gene Ontology annotation, molecular function: GTPase activity; GTP binding; translation elongation factor activity. The record is from RefSeq and is a predicted model, not a curated record. Lineage: Eukaryota; Metazoa; Chordata; Actinopteri; Beloniformes; Adrianichthyidae. Gene Ontology annotation, cellular component: mitochondrion.
GCGGAAGUUGCCUGGGACCGGCGUGACUUUCAGCAGGCUAGCUGGAACGUUAGGGUCGAAUUGAAGAGGAAUUGCAUUUUCACUGGCCUUUAAAGUCAACAUGAUACUUUUAAAGGCGGGUCUUUGUUUGACCAAAACUCACCGUUUGGCCACAGGAAGCGUCACUCUCAAAAAGGUCCUUAUUAACAGCUGUCGGACAUGCUCAUCCGAAGUCUUUCCUAAUGAGAGGAUCCGCAACAUCGGCAUCUCUGCGCACAUCGACUCUGGAAAGACAACUUUAACCGAGAGGGUCCUCUUCUACACCGGGAGGAUAGCAGAGAUUCACGAAGUAAAGGGGAAGGAUGGCGUUGGAGCCACCAUGGACUCCAUGGAGCUGGAGAGACAGAGAGGCAUCACCAUCCAGUCAGCUGCCACAUACACCAUCUGGAAGGAUCACAACAUCAACAUCAUCGACACGCCUGGUCACGUGGAUUUCACUAUCGAGGUGGAGCGAGCGCUGCGUGUUCUGGACGGAGCCGUGCUGGUUUUAUGUGCAGUGGGAGGUGUCCAGUGUCAGACCAUGACUGUAAACAGACAAAUGAAGCGCUACAACGUACCCUUCCUCACGUUCAUAAACAAGCUGGACCGAAUGGGAGCCAACCCCAGCCGGGCCCUGCAGCAGAUGAGAUCCAAACUGAACCACAACGCAGCCUUUGUGAAUAUCCCUAUAGGCUUGGAAGGAAAUAUGAAAGGCAUCAUCGACCUAAUAGAAGAGAGGAGCAUGUACUUUGAUGGGCCGUUUGGUCAAGCUCUCCGCUAUGACGAAGUUCCACCUGAAUUUCGCGCUGAAGCAGCAGAUCGGAGGCAAGAACUGGUGGAGUGUGUUGCCAAUGCGGAUGAAACCCUGGGGGAGAUGUUCCUGGAGGAGAAGAUUCCAACCAACCUAGAUCUGAAGGCUGCGAUCCGCAGAGCCACAGUGCGUCGUCUCUUCACUCCAGUGUUGGUUGGCACGGCGCUGAAGAACAAAGGAGUCCAGCCACUUCUAGAUGCUGUACUGGAUUAUCUGCCCAACCCCAGUGAAAAAAAAAACUAUGCCAUCCACAAUGACGAAGAUUCUGCAGUAUCGUCAAAGGUCGAAAUGGAUUGUACAAGAGACUCUUCUAACCCAUAUGUUGGUCUCGCAUUCAAACUGGAGGCUGGUAGGUUUGGACAGCUGACAUAUGUACGGGUUUAUCAAGGCUGUCUGAAGAAAGGGGAAUACAUCUUCAACACUCGCACGGGCAAGAAGGUCAGAGUUCAGAGACUCGUGCGGCUCCAUGCUGAUCAGAUGGAGGAUGUGGAGGAAGUUUAUGCAGGAGAUAUCUGCGCCCUUUUUGGGAUCGACUGUGCAAGCGGAGACACUUUCACAUCCAAGAAUAGUACCAACCUCUCCAUGGAGUCCAUCCACAUCCCAGAGCCCGUCAUAUCCAUGGCCAUGAAGCCGUCCAACAAGAACGAUCUGGAUAAAUUCUCCAAAGGCAUCAACCGGUUCACCAGAGAGGAUCCCACAUUUAGAGUACAUUUUGACACAGAGAGCAAGGAAACCAUCAUCUCAGGCAUGGGGGAGCUGCAUCUGGAAAUUUACUCACAGAGGAUGGAGAGGGAGUACAACUGUCCCUGUGUGAUGGGGAAACCCAAAGUGGCCUUUAGAGAGACCAUCAGCAGUCCUGUAUCGUUUGACUUUACGCACAAAAAGCAGAGUGGCGGCUCCGGACAGUACGGUAAAGUUGUCGGCGUCCUCGAGCCUCUUGAGUCAGAACAUUACACCAAGCUGGAGUUUGAAGACCAGACAGUCGGCCCCAACGUCCCAAAGCAGUUUGUUCCAGCCAUUGAGAAGGGCUUCAGAGACGCCUGUGAGAAGGGACCCCUGACUGGACACAAGAUUUCGGGUGUCCGAUUCGUCCUGGAAGACGGAGGUCAUCACAUGGUUGACUCAAAUGAAAUUUCCUUCAUUCGUGCUGGAGAAGGUGCUCUGAAACAAGCCAUGGAAAAGGCCAACAACAUCGUCCUGGAGCCGAUCAUGUCUGUGGAGAUUGUUGCACCUCAGGAGUUUCAAGGAGCAGUCAUUGCUGGGGUGAACCGUCGCCAUGGCGUCAUCACUGGACAAGAUGGAGCUGAAGGGUUCUUCACUUUGUAUGCAGAUAUUCCACUAAACGAUAUGUUUGGCUACGCCACAGAGUUACGAUCCUGCACCGAAGGUAAAGGCGAGUACACAAUGGACUACAGCAGAUAUCAGCCCUGCCUCCCAGCCACACAAGAAGAUCUCAUCCACAAAUACUUAGAAGCUACAGGACAGCUGCCCACCAAGAAAAACAAGUGGAAAAACUAAAGACCGUCCGUUCAGCUGCCUCUUCGCUGGACUUUGACGUCACUGGAGUUUUUCUCCUCAUAACAUUGAGCCAAACGAAAUGUUGCUUUUCUUCAUAGAGUGUCUCCCUAAUUUAUAUACUUUAAAACAAAAUAUGUUUUUCUCAACUUUGGUAUCAUUUGACCCCUUUUAUUUUUCUGCCAGCUGUCAAAGGAAAACAGUUACAGUGAGUUUGUUUUUUUGACUGGAGCUUACUAUUUUGUACUAUGUACAAAAUGAUUUACUGCGAUAUUGGUUUUUUAAAGUAUCUAUUCAAAUUAUUGUGAAUCAGAGAGUUUUAUUUUCCUGUGAAGUUUUGACAACAGUCCGUAAAAAAAAAAAAAA